AUGGAGACGAGGUCAAGAAGGCAGAGGGCUUCGCCCUCGACCUACAACGAGGCAGUUUUGUUAGGAGAGAGCCCGCCCAACAAAUCGACAUCUAAGCCCAAGACGAAGAAGGGCUCCAGCACAAAGAAGGGAGGUGCCAAGGCUGCCACCCUGCAGGACCGCAAGCGGAGGAAGGUGGUGCCCACCGAGUGGGCUCCGGAGAACGUCUUCGACAUCAUCCAACACACGAGCUAUCCGACGCCGACCACUCUUGGUGGCGAAGAUGGGCAAAUCCGUCAAGGCGACGAUGUCGUGUGCCCUCCGGCGCUCGAGCCAGUCACAGCCCACGAGCUCAAGCGAAUGCGACUCGAAGCGGAGAGAAGCGGCCACCACAGCCAACGUGAAUCGCCUCAAACGCCGAUGGCGAUGGCGGCUGUGGACACCCCGACGGACGCCUCUCUGCAGAAGAUGUCGAUCGCGACGCUGCUCGCCUCUGGCCCGGCCUCGUCAGCGCCGCCACCUCUCGCCGAGGUCAGCUCGCUCUCCAUCAACGACAUCAUCAACGCGCCAGGCAACGAUGACAACAUCCUCGCAGCGGAAGACUUCUUUUCGAUCGCCCUGUCCUCCGAUACGGCUACCGAUGCCGUGCUCGGGUCAAUCGAAUCUCAACCCGAAGACGAAGAGGUGCGGCAGGAGUGGGACAAGCUGGCCGACUUGCUGCAGGAGGAGCAGGACAAGAUCCAGCAGGAGGCCAAGCUGAACCAGCAGAUCCCAGUUGGCGAAGAGAAGGUAAAGCACGAAGCGGCUACAGCAGCGCCGCCGUCGCAACCGAAGAGCAGAGAAGAACCUCUUGAGGAGACGAAGCAAGAGGUCGUUGGACUCUCCAUGACGGAGGCGGCUGGUCAAGAUAGAUCGCCACAGGCGGAUGCUCACAACGAUGCGCUGCCGGCGGUGGUGGUCGAAGAGCAGCUGCCGUAUGGCUACCUCGAGCUUGACGACGAAAAGGAGGAGGAAGAAGAGGACAGCGAAGACGAGUACGUGGAGGCUGGAGCGCCGGCGCCAUCGGCCAAGGGCGGAAAGGGCGGCCGAGGCAAGGCUUCGACGACCAAGGGCCGUGCGAAGGGGAAGGCCAAGGGGAAGACGGCUGCGGCCAAGGGCCAGCGCAAAGGUCGAAGCAGCGGAGGAGCGGCGGGGAAGACGACGGGAACGAGAAAGAGUGGCAGGCGGAGCCAACAGGACGAGCUCGCGAUGCCCAUGGACGACCCGACAGCCUACACCUCGACGACGACAUCCCCUUCGACACUCCCGACCUCGCCGCUUCUAUCUCCUGCGGCACCCACCGCCGGCGGCGGCGGUCCGUCCGUCGCCGCGCUGGCCCAACUGAGGAAGCUGGAGGAACUACACCGACGGGAAUGUACAAACGGACGAGAGACCGGGUGCGAGUUCUGCUCAAUUUUGGACUGUAAAUGGGGGAACGAGGACCACUACCGCAGGGAGAAGGAGGGCGGAUGCCCUUGUCGAGAGACCCAGACGGCGCUGCCCGCGGCAUCGCCCAGCGAGGAGAAAGCGGUGACGAGAGGUCGGACGCGGAGUGGCAGGAAGAGUGCGGAAAGUGGGUACGCCUCGGCUGCCGACACCAGCCUCGAGGACGAGAUCAUGGCGCUGGACGCCGAACUGCUCGGCGGCACAAAGGGCGAGGACUCGAAGGGCGAGAAGCGAAAGCGAUUUGAGGUCGAGGACUUCAAUCGCCCGGACGAGCUGCCUCUGGCCACGCUCAAGCUCGACUCAACGAAGGCGGUGAUCGACAAGACCCUCAUCAAGGAGGGCAAGAGCGUGACAUCGGGCUACUACAAGGAAGCGUACAGUUGGGCCGAUCGUACGUUCAUCAACUGCGACCUGCGGUACUACAACUUGGCUUCGCUGGGCAAGUUCGAUGCCAUCCUCAUCGAUCCGCCGUGGCGCAUCAAGGGCAACCAGCUCAUCAGCAAUGAGAAGACCAUGUUCAACAACAGCAAAUGGGGACUCAGCUACGGUACCAUGUCCAACGACGAGAUCAUCGAUAUCGACGUGGGGUGUCUGUCGGACAAGGGCUUCAUCUUCCUGUGGGUCAUCAACUCCCAGAUCGAGUUCGGCUUCAAGUGCCUCCAGAAGUGGGGCUACACCUAUGUUGAUAGGAUCACAUGGGUCAAGAAGACCGCCAGCGGCAACAUCGCCAUCUCGCAGGGCUACUACUUCCUCCACUCGUCAGAGAUUUGCCUGGUGGGUGUCAAGUACGACGCCAAGGGCAAGAGUCUGGAGUUCAUUUCCAAGACGUCGAACGAUUUGCUGUUUGCCGAGAUCAGGGAGAAGUCGCGCAAGCCCGACCAGCUGUACCACAUCAUCGAGAGGAUGGUGCCCGGCGGGCGCAAGGUGGAGAUCUUUGCCCGGAACCACAACAUGCGCCCCGGGUGGCUGUCCCUCGGCAACCAGUUGGGCGAGUAUUACGAUUGGGACCACGACUUGAUUCGAUGCGACAUGUGCAACGGCUCCAUCCCCACCGGCAAGACGCGGUACAAGUCGCGCACCGUGGCGGACUCGGACCUGUGCGCGGCGUGCUACCAAAAGUCGGGCGGAAGCCCCGAGCAGUACUUCGAGAUCGAGAACGUCAUGGCCGAGAUGGCCUUCCACCAGUACUUUGCCUGCGACGGCUGUGAGACCAAGCCCUUGUGGGGUCUCCGUUUCCACUGCACCCAAUGCGACGACUGCGAUCUGUGCGAACUGUGUUACGAUAAGAAGACCCUUCCUGCACAUCUCAAGGACACCCACAGCGUGGACCACAAGUUCGACGUGAUUGAGAUGCCGGAUCUCGCUGGAGGCCUCCCCGUGCACCACGAGUACCGCUGCUUGGGCUGCAUGACCAAGCCCAUCAUCGGCUAUCGCUUCGUGUGCCUGGCGUGCAACGGACUCUCCUUGUGCCAAAAGUGCUUCUUCCUGCGCAAGGAGCCGCGCAACCACAAGGCGAACCACAACAUGGACAUCAUCGUCGAUAGCAGCAACUACGACCAGUUCAAAUGUGCGGUCUGUGCGCUGUUCCCGAUCAAGCCGGUGGUGUACAAGUGCACGUCGUGCCUUAACUACGACCUGUGCGAGAGCUGUCACCACGACUGCGCGCCGCCACCGGCCACCAACACUUCCCACAAGCCCUCGCACAAGUUCAAGAUGAUCACCGUCUCCACCGGCAACUAA
Acanthamoeba castellanii str. Neff is the source of this 3204-nucleotide messenger RNA. Its product is annotated as Putative N6adenosine-methyltransferase. NCBI's taxonomy places the organism in Eukaryota, Discosea, Longamoebia, Acanthamoebidae. Gene Ontology annotation, cellular component: RNA N6-methyladenosine methyltransferase complex. Bases 1 to 3204 code for a protein of 1067 amino acids. The transcript is spliced from 16 exons. Gene Ontology annotation, molecular function: zinc ion binding; nucleic acid binding; methyltransferase activity. The record is from RefSeq and is a predicted model, not a curated record.